Messenger RNA from Aspergillus fumigatus Af293, 1920 nucleotides. The record is from RefSeq and is a predicted model, not a curated record. NCBI's taxonomy places the organism in Eukaryota, Fungi, Ascomycota, Eurotiomycetes, Eurotiales, Aspergillaceae.
AUGUGGUACUCGUUGUCACUUCUGCUGUUGACGGCCUCGACUGCCACCGCUAGCUAUGCAGGCAAUCUCAACUACCGCAGUCCCUCCUACAACCAUCCUGAACUGGGGGUUUCAAUCCGCAAGGUAGCCAAGCGGGGUGAGCCGACAUCGGCCUUUGAUCCUGCCAAGUUGAACUUUACCCACGGCGUGGCUUCAGGUGAUCCCUAUGCUGAGUCCGUCAUCUUGUGGACACGAUGUGCUCCCAGCUUUGAUGAUGUCAAUGACAACAGUACUACAUCUGGACUGGUUCCUCUGUACAACCCAGUGCCUAUCUACUCGGGCAAGCACAGGGGCAAGCCGGUCUCCAAGGCACCUGUCUGCCUGAACUAUAAGGUUUCUCGUGAUGCUGGCAUGAAGAAAGUUGUCUCAGAGGGAACCGCCUUCACCAGCUCUGAUAUUGACUACACUGUCAAGGUCGAGGCAACCAAGUUGAAGCCGUUUACCACAUACUACUACCAGUUCAACGUGUGCAAUUCGGACAACAAGAGUCCCAUUGGGCGGACCAAGACCGCUCCUGCACCGGAGGAUGAUGUUAAGAACAUCAAUUUGGCGGUGUACUCCUGCAGCAACUAUCCUUUUGGUUUCUUCAACGGCUAUGGAAAUACUGUGAGGAAGGACUCUGUAGACUACGUUGUGCAUCUAGGUGACUACAUUUAUGAAUAUGGAAACGGCGAAUAUGGCUGGGGCAACAGUCUGGGACGCAUUCCUCAACCAGACCGAACCAUUUUCACUCUCUACGAUUAUCGCAAGCGCCUGGCCACUUACAGGACCGAUUUGGAUCUUCAGUUGAGUCACCAGAACUAUGCUUGGAUUCCAGUUUGGGACGACCACGAGGUGUCUGACAACACUUAUCGCGACGGAUCCUCCAAGCUCCACAACGAUGAAGAGUCCUUCCUCACGCAUGGCGGAGUGUCGGUUGACCAACGCAAGAUGAACGCCGUCCGUGCUUAUUUUGAGUGGAUGCCAAUCAGGUCAGCUUCUGACACCCAUUCCCUUUGUCCGAUAGUAACUAACCUGCGCAGACAAGUUGAAAUGGAUGACAACCUUCGUAUUUGGAGAAACUUCCAGCUCGGCUCUCUCGUUGACCUUAUCAUGUUGGAUACCAGGCAGUAUGAUCGCUCUAUCACCGAUACCUACGAUAAUACCGACUAUAUCUAUGACAUUGCCAACGAUGCCAGUCGGACCCUGAUGGGUAGCCGCCAGGAGAACUGGUUCUACCGUACUUUGAUCGACUCGGCUCGCCGAGGUGCCCACUGGCGCAUUAUUGGUAGCCAAAUCAUCUUCUCUCGCCUCAAUCAAUCCAUUGCCAACAGCGAGCACCCGCUGAACGUCGACGCCUGGGAUGGAUAUCUGGCCAACAAGAACCGCACACUCCAAACCCUCUACGACAACCAGAUCGACAACAACAUCAUGAUUGCGGGUGAUUCUCAUGCCAACUGGGUGAGCGAUGUGGCUUGGAUCGACAACAAGCCGUACGAUCCCAAGACCGGCGCUGGUGCCAUUGGUGUUGAAUUUGCCGGGACUGCACUCACUUCCCCCUCGCCCUAUGGACAGAACAUUACGAUUGCCGAUGCCAACAAGGCCUCGAAGGCUCUCGUCACUGACAAUGAAGAGCUUCAAUGGUCGGAGCUCUACUACCGCGGAUACUUUGAGCUUCAUAUCACACCUCAGGAAGUCGAGGCCCGCUUCUUCGGUCUACCCAACAUCAAGGAGCGUAAUGGCGAGGAAAUUUCCCUUGCCAACUUCACCGUCAAGAGCGGUGCCAAUCAUCUGGAACGCAACUCCCAUGGCGUUGUGGGUGGAGGCGCUGUGGCCAACGGAUGGCUCAAGAACGGGCAGGUGGUGCCUACCAACCAGACGAAUAACACUUAUGGGCAGUAA